UCAAUCUCGACCUAGGGUUCUCCUCUCGUCUUCUCUUUAGGUACGAUUUGAAGACGCAUCGCUCUCUCUCUCUCUCUGAUUGUUCUCUAGCUCAACGAACUAUCGAUUCAUCGCUCAAUUCCAUCUCUCGGAUAUUCGAAUCCUGAGCCUUAGCAUCUCCGAUUCAACCAAUCCCACACCUCUGUGCGAUGGCGGCAGCGAUGAAGCCCUUCAGAGGACGCGAAUCCGACGAUUCCGGAUUCACAUCGAACAAUCUCUGGGUCGGUAGCAUCACGAUGGAUACGACGGAGUCAGAUCUGACGGAGCUGUUCGGAAGGUUCGGCGACAUCGACAGAAUCACGGCGUAUUCGUCCCGCGGAUUCGCGUUUAUCUACUACCGACACGUGGAGGAAGCUGUGGCGGCGAAGGAGGCUCUACAGGGGACGAAUCUGAACGGGGGACUGUUGAAGAUCCAAUACGCGCGACCGGCAAAACCUUGUAAGAGUCUUUGGGUGGGAGGAAUCAGCUCGAGUGUCUCAAAGGAUGACCUGGAGGAAGAGUUCAGUAAAUUUGGAAAAAUCGAGGAUCUCAGGUUCCUCAGGGAACGCAAGACAGCCUUCAUUGAUUAUUACGACAUUGACGCUGCCUUGCAGGCAAGGAACAUGAAUGGCACGCGAAUGGGUGGGAGCUAUCUCCGCGUUGAUUUUCUCCGCUCACAAGCCCCAAGAAAAGAACAAUGGGCUGGCUCUUACGAUAACAGGAAUGGCAAUGUGAUGAAUCACAAACCUCAGUAUCCUCACUCACAUGAAGACGCCAGAGGAGACGACCAGCCAAGUAAAGUUCUGUGGAUUGGGUACCCUCCUUCUGUUCAGAUAGACGAGCAAAUGCUACACAACGCAAUGAUACUCUUCGGUGAGAUCGAGAGGAAGAAAAGUUACCCGUCAAGGCAUUUUUCGCUUGUGGAGUUUAGGAGCGUGGACGAAGCUCGCCAAGCCAAGGAAGGGCUACAAGGGAGGCUAUUCAAGGAUCCUAGAAUCACAAUUAUGUACUCGAACGAUGAGAUACCUCCUGAGCAAGAUGAUAAUAGUUUUUAUUCUGGCGUGAAACGGUCAAGGCCAGGUAUGUUCAUCACUGAUCCUUCAUUGAAGCCAUUCAGAGGUAGCAAUGACCGUUCUUAUAAUGUUUCAGAUUACAAUGACGUUGUUGGUAUGGAGCCAAACUGGAGAAGGCCGUCUCCAAAUGGGAGUGGGAUACUCCCAUCUCCAGCAGGACAUGGAAUCCUCCCGUCUCCUGGACAAGGUAUGAGGAACCCUAUGAGGUCCAACCCCGGUUCUUGGGAAGGAUAUGAUCCUGCUCUGAUGGAUAGAGAAAACAAACGGACCAGAAGGGAUGGAUCGGCGGACGGUUUUACUCCAAUGGGUGUAGAUGAGAGGUCGUUUGGGCGUGGCUCAGUUGCUGCUAGGCCGCCUGUCCGUGGCUACGGUGAUUCUGAUUACAUCUGGAGAGGAAUGAUUGCAAAGGGUGGGACUCCCGUCUGCUGUGCUCGUUGUGUACCUAUUGGAAAGGGCAUCGAGACUAAACUCCCUGAGGUGGUGAAUUGUUCAGCAAGAACUGGUUUGGAUAUGCUCGCCAAGCACUACACUGAAGCUAUUGGAUUUGAGAUUGUUUACUUCUUACCAGACAGUGAAGAAGAUUUCGCGUCUUACACUGAGUUUCUCCGCUACCUUGGCUCGAAAGAUCGAGCGGGUGUUGCUAAAUUAGACGAUGGAACUACUUUGUUCUUGGUGCCUCCAUCUGAUUUCUUAACUGACGUACUCAAAGUGACCGGUCCUGAGCGUCUAUACGGCGUUGUCCUCAAGCUGCCCCCACCAGCCGCUCCCGUUGCAGCAUCGUACAGACAAGAGUCUCAGUCUAAUCCUCUGUCUUAUAUGGAUCAAGCCCGGGAUUCGCCUGCCAAUACCGGUCACAGCUUUUAUCCUCCGAGGGGUGGUGCUGCACCAGAACAGUCAAGACCAUCGGUUAGCGAGCCUCUCAGGUUACCUAACAAUGCAGGGGUUAGUUUAACCCCGGAGCUUUUAGCUACUCUGGCGUCUUUUCUCCCUGCAACUUCUUCUCAACCUACUGCCUCCGAGAGUCACCAAACUAUGUCAGUUGCUUCCACUGUGCCUCAGUACAAUGGAGAAGCACCGUCUUCUCAAGCUUGGAAUAGAGAUCCGCAAAAUUAUGGAAAUCAGUACAAUCCAGCUGGACAACUACCUCCUCCUCCUCCUCCGCGUUACGCUCCUCCGGCUUCAAACAACUCCAAUCCCAACUACUCCAGUGGAAUGGUCCAUGGAAACAUGCAGUAUCAAGGCCAAUCUGUUAACAUGCCUCAGAUGACUCAUAAUAAUUACGCCAUGUACAAUCAAGGUUCGUCAAAUCAUCAUGUUUCGCAGCCCAUGACGACACAGCAGUACCAACCAGAAGCUUCAGUGCCAAGCCAAAACUAUGGUCCGGUUCCAAGUUAUCAGCAAGGUAACUAUCAUGGUGUAGCAACGAAUCAGGCGCAUAACUUAAAUCCUUCCCAUUAUCAAGCUGCUAUGCAACCACCACCAGCUGACAUGUCGAACUCAGAGCCGCAAAGCCAAGCACCACAGGCUGGUCAAGGUGCAACAGAUGGGGAGAAGGACGAAAGGUACCAGAAAACACUACAGUUCGCGGCAAGCCUUCUCCAACAGAUUAAGCAGAAUCAGCAGCAACCGCCUUCAGGUUCUCCGGCUGGACAGCGGCCUUGAAACUACCUCCACUCGCUAUCAUAAUAUGCAAGGUGUUUGAUUUGAGCCAAAAGCCCCCGUUGAGCAUGCUACAACAUACCCGACCAAGAGAGAGUUUUUUUGUAAGAUGCUCAAGUGUCCAAGCCAGAUUAGGUCCUGCUACCGCAACCAAACGCCCCUAGCUCGCCUUUGUUUUUUUUCUUCAUUCGUUUGUGAUAUUUGGAAGAAAAGGCUGUGUAAAAUUAAUGUGAUUUUGGAUCUUUUAUAUACUUUUUUUCCGAAUUAGUUUUCUUUUGUUUCAAUAAAACAAAUCUUCCGCAUGA
Brassica napus (rape) is the source of this 3055-nucleotide messenger RNA. RefSeq names its product flowering time control protein FPA. The coding region runs from base 189 to 2753 and encodes 854 amino acids. The transcript has 6 exons. The record is from RefSeq and is a predicted model, not a curated record. Gene Ontology annotation, molecular function: RNA binding. NCBI's taxonomy places the organism in Eukaryota, Viridiplantae, Streptophyta, Magnoliopsida, Brassicales, Brassicaceae.